This is a messenger RNA of Xyrauchen texanus (razorback sucker), 4297 nucleotides long. RefSeq names its product protocadherin alpha-C2-like. Gene Ontology annotation, biological process: homophilic cell-cell adhesion. Gene Ontology annotation, cellular component: plasma membrane. Gene Ontology annotation, molecular function: calcium ion binding. The transcript has 2 exons. NCBI's taxonomy places the organism in Eukaryota, Metazoa, Chordata, Actinopteri, Cypriniformes, Catostomidae. The coding region runs from base 269 to 2704 and encodes 811 amino acids. The record is from RefSeq and is a predicted model, not a curated record.
AUAGAGCCAGUGAGAGGAGCAGUGGUUUUUAGCACAGCUAUAGCCUAAGCUUCUGUAGGUGUUCAUUAAUGGACGGCUGCACACUGCACGGCGCUAUGGGGAAGCUCUCCUGGAUAUUUUUUUAAAUCUCACGUACUCGAUAAGGUCGAUUCGUUUAGGAAAUGUCAAUAAAUGUGCUCCUUCGACCAUUUAUUACAAUUUAUUUAUUUUGGCGAAAUAUUUCGCUAGAAUUUGAGCCACUGCUUUGAUAUUCCCUGUGCGCUCUGCAAUGGAGCCGCAAUCAAGCGUGCUUCCGAUGAGAUGGCACCUCUGUUUUCUUGUCCUCCCGGCGAUGUGGAGAGUCGCCUCAGCUGUGACACGAUACUCCAUCCCCGAAGAAAUUCCAGUGGGCUCCGUGGUCGCAAAUAUCGCUAGCGAUUUGGGCCUCGACGCGCACAGCUUUGCGGAGCGAAAGGUAAAGCUGGAUUAUAUUAACAGCAAAAAAUAUUUAGAAAUAAAUAAAGACACAGGGGAACUGUUUAUCGCCGAGAAAAUCGACAGGGAGAAUUUAUGCCCUGCCAAAACAUCAUCGUUCUGCUUUCUUAAGAUGGAUGUGAUAAUCGAGAGUCCAAUACGCAUCUUUAAUAUCGAAUUGGAAAUUAUGGACAUUAAUGACAACGCGCCUCAAUUCAGGCGGGAAAGAAUACCCCUCGAUAUUUCAGAAUCUGCGACGCCCGGAGAGCGGUUCUCUUUAACGAAUGCAGUGGAUGCUGAUGUCGGAGAGAACUCUAUCGAGACUUAUUAUCUGAGCGACAGUGACGAGUUUACGAUUGAAAUUCAAUCUGGAAGCGAUGGAACCAAAUACGUUGACCUGGUUCUAAAAGCGAUUUUAGACCGAGAAAAACAAGCAGUCCAUACGCUAACGCUCACCGCCGUGGACGGCGGCAUACCUGCACGGUCAGGUACAGCUAGCAUUAUCAUUCAAGUGUUGGACACCAACGACAACGCCCCACAGUUUGAUCGACAAGUUUACUCCGUUGAUUUGAUCGAAAACGCGCCGGCUGGGACGCUAAUUAUGCAGCUGAAUGCAUCAGACUUGGACAAGGGUACAAACGCAGAAAUCACAUACUCUUUCACUUUAUACACAUCUGAGAGCACACAGGAGAAGUUCUCUCUCGAUCCCAGCAGUGGAGAAAUAAGAGUUAAAGAUGUGAUUGAUUUCGAAGAGGUUAAAAGCUUCGAGAUGUAUGUUGAAGCCAAAGACAAGGCGGCCAAUCCCCUGUCUGGUCAGUGUAAAAUAUUAGUGUUCAUUACAGAUCUGAACGACAACUAUCCUGAAAUUACAGUCAAAUCUUUUCAAAGCUCAAUCAAAGAAAGUGACCCCAUAGGAACAGUGAUAGCUGUUAUCAGUGUGAGUGACAGGGACUCUGGAGAUAAUGGCAAAGUUGUUCUCUCAAUCCACAAUGCAGAAUUGUUACCUUUUGCACUGAACAAGUCAUCAGAAGACUUUUUUGUAUUAACAGUUACUGAGACAUUGGACCGUGAGAAGAUCCCCAAUUAUGACAUCACACUUCAUGUGACUGACAGAGGAACUCCACCUUUGACUGAUAAUGAAAUGAUCAAUGUUGUAAUACAGGAUGUUAACGAUAACGCACCAGUGUUCCCCCAGGCCCUCUAUAAAAUUCAUUUGAUGGAAAACAAUGAGCCUGGGGCUUUAUUAGCCUCUCUCACUGCUCACGACCCAGACCUCCAUGAAAAUCAGUAUCUGGUUUACGUUAUAAUUGAAAAAGAGAUUGCCAACACGUCAAUGUCUAUGCUGUUUUCCAUCAAUCCAGAGAACAGCAACCUCUACGCUUUACGCACUUUUGACUACGAAAGGGAGAAGGAGUUUCUAUUUCAUAUUGAAGCAAGAGACUCUGGGAUCCCUCCUCUUAGCAGUAAUGUGACUGUACACAUCAUCAUUCUGGACCAAAAUGACAACACCCCACUCAUAGUGUCUCCAUGGCGUCCGCAAGGCACGGUUAUUGAGGAAAUUAUUCAGAGAUCGACUGACAAAGGAUCCCUGGUCUCCAAGGUUAUUGCGUUGGACGCUGACUCAAUGCAGAACUCCCGCAUAACAUAUCAGUUUCUGCAGAUCACAGACACUACGCUGUUCAGCCUUGACCAGUAUAACGGUGAGAUAAGAACCACACGUAUGUUCAGUCAUAGGGAUCCCAGACAUCAACGGCUGGUCAUCAUAGCCAGAGACAAUGGAGAACCGCCUCGUUCAGCCACAGUGACCAUCAAGAUCUCCACGGUGGAGCAAUUGGUGACGCAGUUUACUGAAACCACAGAGGUGCCUAUUGAAUAUGACUUGUUCACAGAUCUAAAUCUAUAUUUGCUCAUUGGUUUGGGUUCAGUGUUGUUUUUGCUGCUCAUCACUAUUCUGGUCAUCAUAGUUCUAAAAUGUCAAGAACCCAAACAGUCUAUAGCGGCUCCACAUGGCAGGAACAGCAUCGUAAGCCAGAGGAACUCCACCACUGCUGACUCUACACUCAUCUCAAGUGACGCCUAUUGGUACAGUCUGUUUCUGGCAGAGACUAGAAAGGGAAGGGUGGUGGUACGGCAGCCCCUUCCUAACGGGACAGGGUUUAUUGUGUCAAGUAUCCCAGGAAGUGCUGCACUGACUGAGACCAGUGCAUCAAGGUCUUCCACAUUACAGGAGUCUAGCAGUGAUUUACCAUGAGCUGACUGAUGGAUUACAACAUACUACAACUGCCAGCCUAUCUGUUCAUGAGGGGACGAUUGAUCCUCUGUUUCAUAAUUACUUCAAGGUUUUACUCAAUGCAAGACUGUAUGUCAGUCACUUGUAACCAAAUUGAGCAUGACUUUGCAUGGAUAAGUGAUGGAAAUUUGUUUAUAUUUAAAAGACUUCUAAAUACAUUGUCAUACUUCCUGACUAUUUGGAAAACUGAACUGAUCAGCAGUGAAAAAAUCUCUGUCAGAUUCGUUUUUGAUUUCAGUAACACAUGAACUGCAAAGACAAAGCUUGUAUUGAGAUCAAAUGAGUGUCAAGGUCAUGUUUAAGUGGAAUUCAUAAUUUUACAUAGUUAAUAAAACAUGCUGACAAGAAAGUUAAGAUGUGAUGAGCUCAAUCUAAUGAGCCACGCAUAGAUUUUACCUCAAAACAUGCUUUUACAGGUAUGUAGUGGAUAUAAACAAUACAUGUAAAUUAAUAUUGUAUUCUGCUCUCCACCAAAUGUUUAAAAUGAAUUGCCUUUGCCAAGUGGAUUUUAUAAAAUAUGCUGUUUUAAGACAGGAAAUAAAACAGAGUGAUCACACCAGUAUGUCAGCCUUAGCAACAUGUCAAAAUGUACUGAAAACGAAGGAGACAGCAAAAAAUGUUUUCAGAUGCUAGAAUAUUAACAGUACUUGAAUAUUACCUUGGCACAAAUAGGACAAAUGAACAACCAUGAUAAUACAAAUAAUGAACACUUAGAUUUUUUUAUACAAGAGUUAACAAUUACUUUCAAACUUCUAUUCAUUGUAGUUUUUGGCGUUGUUUAUUGCGAUUUUUAAAAUGUAAUUGUUUUAUAUUAUGAAAAAAAAAAGCUUGUCAUCUUUAAUGCUGCUUCUUAUAUGAUGAAUGUGUGAUGUAUUUGUGAUGAAGUAUUUGGCAAAUGUAAAUAUUUUGUUACAGAAAUGAAAAUGGUAUUCCCUCUAUCUUACUAAAGCUGUCCAAAGCAAUUGAGACAUGCAGAUGAGGUGUAGAAGAAACAGAGAGAGCCAGCAAGGAGAGAAAACAGUAGGAAUAUAGGUCAUUUGGGACAUGUGAACUGAUUAUAGAUGGACUCAUUGCUUGCCAGGACACCAACUAUCUGCUAGAAAAAGCCACUGGUGGUAACCAUCAUUAUUCACUGAUAGCAAUGUAAUCCAGGUCAAUCUUGUUUACUUUCAUUUAAGGAAUUUUAGUAGCAGCAGACUAGAGCAUUUGGAGAUACAUAAUAUGAGUAAAAACUGCUGUGUGCCUUUUUCUGUUUGGUUUAUGGUUGACAAAUAAAUCGUGCCUAGCAUUAUAAGUGACAAAAUGGAGAUGAUUACUCUGGUCAUCAUAUGAUUAGAACAUUCUACAGCUCUUUUCCCACCAAAUGCUGGUAAAGUCUAUUUAGGCUAUUCAUAAUAAUGUACAUCACAAUCUCAUUAACAUCCCUUGGGUUUCUCUUGUUUCAUUAUUUCUGUUUACUUUCUGUUGCCUUACAUACAAUAUGCCUUUAUGCAAACAAAUGCCUUUGUGUCCUUCUUGGACUUUAUGAUUUAUCCCUUGCUUGUAAAUUCAGCA